This is a messenger RNA of Epinephelus lanceolatus (giant grouper), 550 nucleotides long. Lineage: Eukaryota; Metazoa; Chordata; Actinopteri; Perciformes; Serranidae. The record is from RefSeq and is a predicted model, not a curated record.
AACACACGUUAAACAUCUGUGUGUUUCAGGUAAGGAGGACCUGCUGUCCCAGAAGGACUACGAGUCGGCAUCUCUGAUGGAGAUCAGAGCCCUGAUGAGGAAGCACGAGGCAUUCGAGAGCGACCUUGCCGCUCAUCAGGACAGAGUGGAGCAGAUCGCUGCCAUCGCCCAGGAGCUGAAUGAGCUGGACUACCAUGAUGCUGCCUCAGUCAACGCCCGCUGCCAGGGCAUCUGUGACCAGUGGGACAACCUGGGCACCCUCACCCAGAAGAGGAGGGACGCACUGGAGCGUGUGGAGAAACUGUGGGAGACUAUUGACCAGCUGUACCUGGAGUUUGCCAAGAGGGCAGCGCCCUUCAACAACUGGAUGGAUGGAGCCAUGGAGGACCUGCAGGACAUGUUCAUUGUCCACAGCAUUGAGGAGAUUCAGGUACAGCACAGCCAGCAUCAUAUAUGCACGAAGACACUAUAUAUUUUCAGCCAGGGAUGUCCUGAUCAAGUGUUUUCGCCCCCGAUACAAGUCAGUUCAUACUGAGUAUCUGCUGAGUCC